Mya arenaria is the source of this 2649-nucleotide messenger RNA. Its product is annotated as digestive cysteine proteinase 1-like. Gene Ontology annotation, cellular component: lysosome. Bases 37 to 1710 code for a protein of 557 amino acids. The transcript is spliced from 10 exons. The record is from RefSeq and is a predicted model, not a curated record. Gene Ontology annotation, molecular function: cysteine-type endopeptidase activity. Gene Ontology annotation, biological process: immune response. NCBI's taxonomy places the organism in Eukaryota, Metazoa, Mollusca, Bivalvia, Myida, Myidae.
UAUUGUCAUGUGACAAUGGUCAUGUGAUUCAAUCUCAUGAUCAUGUGCCUUAUUCAGAACCGGAAAAUGGCGGAUGUGAAGAUGUUUGUUGCUGUAAUUUUGCUCGGGUUGGCAUCAGCCUUGCCCUAUGACUCAGUGUUGGACGGCCCGCCAAUGUGGGGUGAUGUGUACAGUGUCCAGGGGCUUCUGCAACUCCCGUACGCCGAAAUCAAGGAACCGUUUGCUGGCUUCUAUGAUGCCACUAACAAACGUAGCAGGAUUGACUAUUACGGAGGAAUGGUCCAGACAAUGCAGCGUGCUGACCAGGGUCAGUAUGGGGUCAGCUUCAAGGUUGCUCCCUUAACUACUUACCAAGUGCGCAAUACCAUGAGCUGCUUCAAGGUCCCGGGAAUUAAAGGCAUGGCUGUGGACAUUCAGAUCAUCCUACCCGAUCUUACUGGCUUUACAAAGCAGACAACACAGGACAUUGUGAAAGGUCAAGCAUGUGACAUGUGGGUUAAGGUCAACCAGGAAGGUCACAAGAAGAACACCUACACCAUGUGGGUUGCCAGUGCCGACCAGAGCCCUGUACGUUAUGAGAUGAUGGGCUUCGAUUCCCUGCUUGGCUCUCAUUUUGAUAAAUAUGUGCUGGACUAUUUCCAGUAUAACAAAGCAGCCAUUCCUGAGAGUGUGUUUGACCCUCCAAAAAAUCUGACAUGCAGUGGAUUCCCAGGCCCCGGCAGUUCCGAGCAUCGUGUUCUCAGCAACCCUAUGAUGGAGUAUGUGUCGCACAACGAUGAUCAUGUGACCGAGAUGUUCGAGCAGUUUAAGAAGACGCACAGCAAGACAUACACUCAUGACAAGGAGCAUGCUCAGAGGCACCAUAACUUCCGACAAAAUCUGAGGUUCAUCCACUCAAAGAACCGCCAGGGGUUGACAUACCGACUGGCUGUGAACCAUCUGGCUGACAAGUCAAGCAGCGAGCUGAAGAUGCGAAAUGGGUACCGACACACACCAGGGGAUCAUGGCGCCCAGGUGUUCGAUAAAUCUUCAAUAGAUCCAAGCACUGUUGCGGACUCUCUGGACUGGAGAAUACUUGGUGCUGUCACACCAGUGAAGGACCAGGGAGUGUGUGGGUCAUGCUGGAGUUUUGGCACGGUGGGGACAAUUGAGGGGGCAUAUUUUCUCAAGAUGGGGGAGCGUGUGCGCUUCUCUCAACAGCAGCUCAUUGACUGCUCCUGGGGGGAGGGCAACAAUGGCUGUGAUGGUGGGGAAGAUUUCAGGUCCUACAACUACAUCAUGAAGGCAGGUGGUCUCACCUCUGAGGAGCAGUAUGGACAAUACCUCGCUCAGGACGGAUACUGCCAUGAUGAAAAGGUAACGGCGAUGGUCCAAGUAGCCAGCUAUGUGAAUGUUACGGCUUAUGAUCAAGAAGCACUUACAUUCGCCAUCUCCUCAAAUGGUCCAGUGUCUGUAGCCAUUGACGCCUCCCAUCUGUCUCUAUCAUUCUAUGCUGACGGGGUCUAUUAUGAGCCUCAAUGUGGAAGUGACCCUGACAGUCUUGACCAUGCUGUGUUGGCAGUCGGCUACGGGGAGUUGAACGGCCAGAAAUACUGGCUCAUCAAGAAUUCGUGGUCCACGUACUGGGGCAACGAUGGCUACGUCCUCAUGUCACAGAAGAACAAUAACUGCGGGGUCGCUACUGCGCCAACUUUUGUAACACUUGCAUAGAGCAGGGAUUUUUUGGACAUCUUUUGUUAGACAGUAGCUCCUUUGUGAUACUAAUUUUACUAGCGAGUGUUGAUAAAAGAAUGAAAAUUUACAAAUAUGGUCAUUUUCUAUCACUAAAAUUCCUAGAGCAAGAAUCAAAUAGUUUUACUGAUGUUAAGAUUUUUCAUGACACCACAGUUGUUAGGAAUGUGAAGCAUAUAUAGGACUUGACAAAUAUGUAUAGAAACAUGAUUGUCCAAGAAAAAGGCUACAGUAAUGUACAUCUGACUGUAAAAUAAUACUGUAUGAUCAACUUACAUGUAAACAUAUAUUUUUUAUGUUCCUUGAUUAGUCUAAUGCCAUGCCAACUAUUGUUCCAACCUACAUGGGCAUGGAUACGACCCUUCCCUCAUUCUGUAUUUGAUUUGUUUAGGUCUCCGAUACUAUUUUGUAGACAUUCCACUAUGAGAUUAACUUCCGUGUUUGAUGUGUAAAUUCAGGAUCUGCAAUUUACAUGUAGGCAAGAACUGUACUGUAUACAUGUCGCCACGGACUUUAUAGGUCCGUGAUGUCGCUUCCUGUUUGCUUUAUAUGUAGACCAGGCCCUAAUUUCUCGAAACUUCUUAAGUCCCUUAUAACACUAUUUAGCUAAUCUCACUAUUUUUGUUGUUCCAUAAAAUGUGUAAUAUUUACUUCUUCAAGAAUUUUUAGAAAUUAUGUACAAAUAAUCUGUAUGAUUAUCAGAAUAAACCAUUUUUCAUUUAUCAAAAUCCAUUUUCAGUAUGUAUUUUGGCUAAUUGAAAUAAGCGACUUAAGCCUGUUAAACUUAAGAAGUUGCGAGAAAUCAGGGCCUGUCCGUUUAAGACUUAUUUUGGAAUGUAUGAAUGCACUAUUUUCGUAAGAGAGUAAAUGCUUUUGAUUCCCAAUGUGUAAAUGUUGAACAAUAAAUUAUUUACUUUU